CCGCCGAAACCUUCCGUCGCGCUUAGUGACACAAAAAUUGCUGAAUUGCUGCCUUGCUUUGCGGCACCGCUGCGGUGGUAAACAUGGUCGCUACGUUCUGAAGUGAAAAGAAAAAGCUGAUAACAGGGCUGAUUGGUAGUUACAUAUAUCGGCGCGUACGGGCCAAGAGCUAGCAUUACUAGGUAUCUUCCUCGCAAUGGACAGGAAGAAGAAGCCGCUAGAAGUGACUGCAGCCUCGCUGGUAGAUCUGAAGGCUGAACUUUUUAGAAAGCAAGAGGAAUUCAAGCAUGAGAAGCUUUCUAAAGAUGCUGGUUUAUCAUCAAAGCCAAGAGCGGGCAGCAAGAAACCCAGCAUAUUUAGUAAGCAGAAUUCCGGAGUCACAGCACGAGCAGAAAAAGAUGUGGAAGAGAGGACUGAAGAGGAAAACACCUUGGAUAAAUCCAGGAAGAAACUAGAGGAGAAAGCUCUCUUAUAUGAAAAGAUGACAAAAGGAGACUUUCCAGAUGAGGAGACAGAGGAGCUGUUCCUGGUGGAUUUUGCUCAAAAAAUAAUUGAUAAAAGAAAUGAAGUGCAGGCUUUAUGUCAGAAGGACAAGAAAGAUGGUGGGGAGGACGCGGAUGGGGCCUCUGAUCUGCCAAUCCCAGCUGCACAGGAUCCCAGUGAGGAAUGGGUAGAUUAUGUGGAUUCACUGGGCAGAUCAAGACGCUGUAUGAAGAAAGACCUACCCCAUCUUCUGAAAAUGGACAGAGAGCUGAAAGGAAAGAGCUCAGCUGCGGAGGAGAAGACCCUUCUUUCUGAUGACAUGAGACGAGAGAUACAGCGGCAAAAGUGGGAGCAGGAGGAAGAGGAGGCCUUAAAUAGACCAACAGGACCCAUUCACUAUGAAGAUAUUCGAGAAAAUGAGGCCAGGCAAUUAGGUGUUGGGUAUUUCGGCUUUGCCCGCGAUCAAACUGCUCGUCACAAACAGAUGGAGACCCUCACUAUGCUGCGAGAUCAGACAGAGGAUCAGAGGCUGAAACGCGAGCGGUUGAAAGCAAAGCGCAAGUCCAUGCUGCAAGCACGACUCUCCAAACUGAAGCAGAGAAAGCUGAAGAACCUGAAAGGGGAGGGGGCAGAAGGUGAAACUGUACCAGAGGAAGAUUUUAUUGGACCAGAACUUCCAGAGCCAGAAGAACCUGUUGGGCCUGAGAAAAAGCUGGAGGUUGUUGUCCAGGAGCGGAGAGACACGAAACCUGGAGUUCCCCAUGUCCGUGAGUGGGACAGAGGCAAAGAGUUCACAUUCGGACACUGGUCCAAACCAAGGCCAGACCCUAGAGACGAGAGAGACCCUGAAUUUGCACCUCCGUCGUUCUACGCUGCAAAGCAGAAGACAAAAUCCGCGGGACGUCAUUCACAGCCUUGGAACCAGCCCGGCCCUUCCCAUGGGAAACUGAACUUUGGCUUCAAGCAGAAUCCAUGCCCUGAGCAGCAGCCGCAGCAGCCGCCCGGCCUCGGCAGGGACACCGAGCAGGAAGCAAAGAGUUUAGAUGACAUGAUCUCUUACUAUAGGAAAGUGUCGUGAUGCCGAGGGGGGCAGCCGGCUGGCUGGGACUCACAGCUUACAACUGCUUGUAUAGCCAUUGGAUCCAUUGUAAUAUAAAGCUCUUCCUUUAAGAAAUAUAUUUGCACAGUGUUCUCUGGUGCACACAGUGACGUAAUGUAUUGAUACAAAAUAUAUCAGAAGGUGGUUACUGCAAAAAUGACUAACUGAUUUCAUAGCAAAAUAUAAUAUUUUCCUUUA
Messenger RNA from Xenopus tropicalis (tropical clawed frog), 1780 nucleotides. RefSeq names its product coiled-coil domain containing 174 (gene ccdc174). Lineage: Eukaryota; Metazoa; Chordata; Amphibia; Anura; Pipidae. The coding region runs from base 197 to 1561 and encodes 454 amino acids. The record is from RefSeq and is a predicted model, not a curated record. The transcript is spliced from 11 exons.